Messenger RNA from Pseudophryne corroboree (corroboree frog), 1540 nucleotides. RefSeq names its product transcobalamin 2 (gene TCN2). The record is from RefSeq and is a predicted model, not a curated record. Gene Ontology annotation, biological process: cobalamin transport. Gene Ontology annotation, molecular function: cobalamin binding. The coding region runs from base 126 to 1394 and encodes 422 amino acids. NCBI's taxonomy places the organism in Eukaryota, Metazoa, Chordata, Amphibia, Anura, Myobatrachidae. The transcript is spliced from 10 exons.
UGGGAGGGGAUAAAGGAGCAGUCAUGUGAUCAGACGGAGACAAAACAAUCCUGAAUCACUGAGAGUAAGUAUUCUGCUGUAAAGUGAUUUCCAGUGGAUCUACUGUACGUGAAAGUAGUUAGAUAAUGGCUGUCAGCUGGCCAGUCCUGGUCAUUUUGGUGCAAGCUUUUAUUGUGCAAGUGAAGUUAUGCGAAAUUCCUGAAGGAAACACACGUCUGAUCAGGUCUUUGAAUCUAAAGUUAUUAAGAACAAUGCUGGAUGUGCAUCACGAUGCCAAUCCCAGUGUCUAUGUUGGACUUCGUCUUUCUGAAGAUCACAAUCUGGAAAAAGAGGAUGAGUACUUUAAGAGACUAAAAACUUCAGUGGAGACCAUAUCCCGGAGCAGCCUAAAUAUCAAGGAAGGUGAGCCAAGGACUGGACUACUUGCUCUCCAUUUGCUGGCUCAGAAGGCUUCUUGUGAGGUUACAGACACACAUGUAAGGAACAGGUUAAUCACACAUCUGAAAUACCACCUUCACCGUGAAAAGGAAAAUAUAGCCCUGCAUAACAAACCCUUAUCCAGCUACUAUCAGUACAGUCUGGGUAUUCUGGCUAUGUGCGUCAGUGACAAGACGAUGGACAGACACGUGAUACACAAGCUCAUCCUUGCAGCAGAACACAAUCAGUUGGGCCACGGAGAAUCCAUCUCUAUAGAUACAGAGGCGAUGGCUGGCUUAGCACUCCUAUGUGUGAAAAAACGCAGUAGUUAUCCCCGUGAGCUCAUCGAGGAAAUCAAGCGGGAGGUUAAAAAUAUUAAAGAAAAGAUUUUGGCAUCUCAGAGGCCUGAGGGGCAGCUGGGAAACAUCUACAGCACCCCACUUGCUGUGCAGUUUCUCUCACAAUUGAUUGGCAAAAAAACAAAAGAAUCCUGUUCUAAGGCAAUGUCUGCCCUGGUGGAAGCCAUGAAGCAAGGAAAGUUCUCUAACCCGGGGAUGAUGUCCCAGCUAAUACCUGUUUUGCACCAUAAAUCUUACAUGGAUGUGGCUAAUGUACAAUGUGGAAAAAUUGAAAACGAUCCAUUGGUAAUCCCCACUUCAACCUCCCCACCCAAUACUGACAUUGGUGAAGAUCUGAUCCAGGUCCGGCUGGUGGUAGAAGGCCAGAAGUUCAAUAAACUCUUUGAAGUCCAUUCACAGUCCUCACUCCUUGACAUACUCAAAACCGCACGGAAACAGAAUUCAGAUUUCUCAUUUGAAACAAAAGACUCACUGCACGGACCUUUCCUGAUGUCAGUCAAUGAUGUCAAGGGCUAUUGGCAGCUUCUCAGGGAUCCAGAUGUUUCCUUGUUAGAAGGUAUUGCUGAUUACAAGCCCAAGAAUGGUGAAACGAUCAUCCUGCGACCUGGAUCGUUAUGAUCUAACAUAACGCCAUGAUUCAAGACCACUAGAGUGUUUUAUUACUAUUCUGUUAGAAGGCAGAUCAUCCUGCCAGUCUCUAGAGCAGGCAUUCCCAAUCACGGUCCUCAAGGCACACCAACAGUGCAGGUUUUAGUGAUAUCCAG